Messenger RNA from Oryzias latipes (Japanese medaka), 4183 nucleotides. RefSeq names its product UDP-N-acetyl-alpha-D-galactosamine:polypeptide N-acetylgalactosaminyltransferase 18a (gene galnt18a). Gene Ontology annotation, molecular function: polypeptide N-acetylgalactosaminyltransferase activity. Lineage: Eukaryota; Metazoa; Chordata; Actinopteri; Beloniformes; Adrianichthyidae. Gene Ontology annotation, biological process: protein O-linked glycosylation. The record is from RefSeq and is a predicted model, not a curated record. Gene Ontology annotation, cellular component: Golgi apparatus.
UACCGUGCGUUUCCCCUCUUUUUGCAGCGGCUGAGCUCAGCUGACUCCCCAGCUGCUCCGCGGGACUCCGGAGUCAGGAUCUGUCAUCACGGCGGACGCGGGGAUCCCCCACAAGGAGCACAGAGCGCAGGAGUAGGCUGACCGCGCGUCCGCGUCUCCAUCCUCCGCAGGCGACGGGCUGGAGCAGCCCGCGGAAGGAUGCAGCGAUGCUGUGCACUAGGAGAACUAAAACUUUGGUGUCGACGUGCGUGAUCUUGAGCGGCAUGACCAACAUCUUAUGUCUCCUUUACGUCGGCUGGAUCACCAACUAUGUGGCCAACAGUCCGAAAGUGGCGGAGAGCGGCGGCGGGGAAAAGGCGGGCCGAAAGUUGGAGGAGGACAGCAAAGGAGAGACCCUGAGGAUUAUCCAGAGGCUGGACCGGCUGGAGAGCGUCGUGAACGAACACAUCAAAGACACCCCACAGAAGGACGGUGAAGAUGCUUUGUCCUCACCCGACUCCACCUCUGAUCGCCCUUCCUCGCUGUUCAACCACUGGGGUCGAGACUUGGGUCCAGAGAGUCGAAGGGCAGCCCUUAAGAAGUUCCGUUACUAUGGAUACAACAGCUACCUGAGCGACCGCAUCUCCCUCACCCGGCCGAUUCCAGACCUGCGUCCGGACGGGUGCAGAAACAUGUCGUUUUCAUCAGACCUUCCUCAGCUCAGCGUCAUUUUCAUCUUCGUUAAUGAGGCCCUGUCGGUGCUGCUGCGCUCCGUCCACACGGUCAUCCAGAGGACUCCGGCAUCUCUGCUCCAGGAGAUCAUACUGGUGGAUGACCACAGCAGCAGCUCGGAGCUGAAGGAGCACCUGCAGACCUUUGUGGACGAAAUGAACAGCCAGCAUGGCCCCUCCUUCAUCAAAGUGGUCCGCCACAACAAGCAGGAAGGCCUGAUCCGGUCCAGAGUCAGCGGCUGGAGGGCAGCCUCCGCCCCUGUAGUCGCUCUGUUCGACGCACACGUGGAGUUCAACACUGGAUGGGCAGAACCCAUUCUGCAACGAAUAAAAGAGGACCGGACUCGAGUUGUGUCACCUUCUUUCGACAACAUCAAGUACGACACCUUUGAGAUCGAAGAAUACCCCCUCUCUGCUCAGGGCUUCGACUGGGAACUGUGGUGUCGUUACCUGAACCCACCAAAGUCCUGGUGGACCCAACGAAACCACACAGCCCCCAUCAGGAGCCCGGCUCUGAUCGGCUGCUUUGUGGUUGACAGGAAAUACUUUGAGGAGAUCGGCCUACUCGAUGAGGGAAUGGAAAUUUACGGCGGAGAAAAUGUGGAGCUGGGCAUCAGGGUGUGGCAGUGUGGGGGCAGCGUGGAGGUCUUGCCUUGCUCCAGGAUCGCCCACAUCGAGCGUGCCCACAAACCCUACACAGAGAACCUGACGGCUUACGUGCGCCGGAACGCCCUAAGGGUGGCGGAGGUCUGGAUGGACCAGUACAGGAGCCAUGUCUACAUGGCCUGGAACGUUCCUCUUCAGGACUCAGGAAUCAACAUCGGAGACAUUUCUCAGAGAAAAGCCCUGCGGUCCAGACUCAGAUGUCGACCGUUUAGCUGGUUCCUCGCCAACAUCUACCCAGAGCUGCGCUCCUACAGUGACACAGUCGCUUAUGGCGUGUUGAAGAACAGCCUGCGCAGUGACCUGUGUCUGGACCAAGGACCCGACACGGACAACAUUCCCAUCAUGUACCUCUGUCAUGGAAUGACACCUCAGCAGAACGUGUACUACACCAGCUCCCAGCAGCUUCAUCUGGGUGUGUUGAGUCCAACCAUCGACGAUGACGACAACAAGUGUCUGGUAGAUGUGAACAGCAGACCCAGGCUCCUGGAGUGCAGCUAUGCAGCUACCAAGCACAUGAAGCUCACCUGGACAUUCACCCAGGGCGGCUCCAUCCAGAACAUCGAGUCUCAGCGCUGUUUGGAGAUGGUCCAGAGCAGACAGUCAGAGUUCACCUUCCAGCUGGCCAUUCAGGACUGCACUGGUCAGAGAUGGACCAUCACAAACAUCCUGACUGUCCUGCCACAGUGAACUUUCUCAAGAAACGGAAAAGGAGAUGUCGAUGACGAUGGACCUAUUCUUAGCUCAAAUCUGCCUGUAAAAUGGGAGCUUCAGACCCACCAUCAGUGAGUUAAUGAGCAUUUUAUGCCACUGACCUAAGAGAGGAGCCGCAGAUGGAGCCGACACUCCUAAAUUUCCUCAGCUGCAAUCAAAAUGAGGAAUGUGACGAGCUCCUGUGAAAUCACAGGAGCAGGCUGCUUCCUGCAGAACGCACCUCUGAUGGAUCCUGCCGUUUCCGUCAGGUUCUGAGCUCCUGCAGUCUCAUCCAUAAUCACCAUCAUAAACUCAGCAUGCAUGGUGAUUCAGAUGCCAGGCAAACGGCUGAGCUCAUUACACAAAUCCAAUGAUGAAGGCAGGUUAUGUCUCGGGCCAAGGAGCUGCCCGCUUCCACAGCGUUACACAGAGGAGACAGACAGACAGGCUUGAUUUAAAGAGACACCGUCAGAAACUUUGUGCUUCACAAGCUCCAGCUGGUGCUUUUGAAUAAACUGCAUCUGAAAGAAAGGCGGCCAGACCAGCAGGCGCCAAACGUGCACGUGGAGACGGAGCGGAUGAUCCAUCCAGCAAAGCAGAUUUUAAAACCCCCGUUAUCUGCUCUGACACCUGGGUAAUGCUGUUAAGAGGAUGAAGAACACCUAAUUUCACUGAAAGAGCAACAGCUUGCAAAAACCUGCAGCCACAGCCAGCUUUGAGUUUGGCCGGGGGCUGAUGACAGGAGUUCCCCACAGGAACCAGGCUGCUAAAUGUUCUGGACCUUUAAAGACAUCACUACACAGGCAGACCAGGAGCUCAAACUUCCAGAAAUAGUACCUGCCUUCAAUCUGAGACAUGCUGUUCAUAUAUGUUCAUGAACACCCUGAAGAAGGCAGUGGAUUCUGCUCAGUUCAUGUUUAAGUUUAAGCUGCUCUGAAUGUCACAGUUUUACGGAGCCUGGGAUCUGACAUGGGUAAAAUAAAGAAAGAAAGCGUUCCCACAGAAUAAUAUUUCGUUCCCAUGGAAUAAGUAAUGCGUGGGAACGGAAUAAUACUCUGAUAGUCAUCAAACCCUUAACCCUUGUGCUACCUUAGAUGACCCCACCCUUCCAUUGGUGUGUUCUCCUACCAUGACAAAGGUGGAUAAAGGUGGAAAGAUUUCAUGUAAUCCAUGGACACCAGUGAAGAUCACAAAUCAUUGAAGAAAAAAGGUUCAGAGCACUGUCUGGUGGGUCUAGAUGACCCAACUCCCAAAGUUAAAGUGCCUAGAAUAGCACAAGGGUCACAAUCAGCAUCAACGCUGCAAUGAAAAUCUGCCAAUGGGGUAAGAAUUCAUGGCGGAUUUCUUAGAGGCCUGUUUUUGCAGUCAAGCCUCUGAGCUGCAGCUGUUGGCAACAGAGUUCAAAUGAAAGAGAAACACUGGAAUGUGUGGGAUCUGAACUACCUUUUGCCAUCUGAAGGACUUCCAUUUUGCUCCACGAGCUUCUUCCUCACAGUCCAAACAUUUGCCUGAUGGUUUCCUCUCAACCUGGUCCCAGAAAGGAACAAUAACCAGUUUAGUUUCUGACAGAAAGUGGGAGAAAAGUUUGCAGCCAGAAGCUGAACUGUUACUGUCGCAUUUCAAACGUUAGAACUGAUCUUUCACUUGACAGAAACUCCAGGAUGAUUCAAGGGUCAGGUUCUCUGCGGCAGUGCAGAAAGGGUUCACAACUUUACAGUCCAGCUUUACUCCAGUCCACACUGCUGCUAACGCAGUAAAACUAAAGGAAAAAGGAAACCUGCAAAAACUCAGUGGUACCUGUGUGGUUAACCUCCUAAUUAAAUGAACCUUUAGGUCUUUUGUUCUGUCCUGCUGUGAGAAAAUACACAGGACUGACGCAGAAAUGUUUCCAAUUUAUAGAAAAAAUUGACUUUAUUGGUUAAAUGCUAUAAAACAUUCAACCAAUUGUUUUCCUGUUUCUCUUACUUUAUAGUAUCUUCCGGCAUUUUUGUUUUGCUGCGUAACUCCAUCUAAAAUUGUUCAUCUAUUUUAACCAUUCAACUAUUAAAAUAUUUAGUUCUUGCAGCUUUUUCCAGUUCUGACUUUUGGUCCUUCAAAUCCUUGAACUUUUCAAGAUA